This is a messenger RNA of Colletotrichum abscissum, 840 nucleotides long. RefSeq names its product MIP family channel protein. Gene Ontology annotation, biological process: water transport; transmembrane transport. The transcript has 3 exons. Gene Ontology annotation, molecular function: water channel activity. Gene Ontology annotation, cellular component: plasma membrane. The record is from RefSeq and is a predicted model, not a curated record. Lineage: Eukaryota; Fungi; Ascomycota; Sordariomycetes; Glomerellales; Glomerellaceae. Bases 1 to 840 code for a protein of 279 amino acids.
AUGGUGAACACCAAAGUCGGUCGUCAGCUUUCGGGCGAUAGCUCGAAUGUUGCUGGCACGUUACCAAUGCUCAACAUUGCCAAUACCACGAGGAAUAACAUUGUAGCUGUGCUCGGGGAGUUUGUCGGAACAUUCCUCUUCCUCUUCUUCUCAUUCGCCGGUACUCAAGUUGCCAACACGCCUCUUGGAGCACCAGGAUCGGACCCCAACCUCCCAUCCAUUAUCUUCAUCGCGCUUUCAUUCGGAGUCUCCCUAACUGCAAAUGUGUGGGCAUUUUACAGAGUUACGGGUGGGAUGUUCAACCCUGUGGUGACUCUCGCCCUCACUGUUUGUGGUGGCCUACCGCUACUGAGAGCUCUUCUCAUCAUGCCCACUCAAAUCAUAGCCGGAUUAUGUGCAGCCGGGGUGGCUUCUGCCAUGUUUUCUGGUCCCCUCUCCGUGACCACAGGACUGGGUGGUGGCACAAACACAGCUCAGGGCUUCUUCAUCGAGGUGAUCUUGACCGCUCAGCUGGUGUUUGUCAUCUUGAUGUUGGCCGUUGAGAAACAUCGCUCUACCUUCCUUGCCCCUGUGGGCAUUGGUCUGUCAUUCUUCCUUGCCGAACUCACAGGCGUCUACUUCACUGGCGGUUCCCUCAACCCAGCUCGAUCUUUUGGACCCGCUGCUGUUGAUGGCAUUUUCCCCAGCUAUCACUGGAUAUACUGGCUUGGUCCGAUCGUUGGAUCUCUGAUUGCUUGUGGAUUCUACCUUUUAUUGCGCAACCUUCGAUACUAUGAGUGCAACCCUGGUCAGGACGAUGAUGGCCACGACACGAGCAGCGAGCGCAGCUUCAAACCCUAA